GAUUUAACGGCUGCCCACUCCUCGCUCCUGCACCGACCUCCAGGGGAAAGCGCUUUGUUACCAACCGUAUACAAAUUCUACGCGGGUUACCCAAGUCCGACUCAAUUAAAAUACAGUAGCCCCAGAGAAGUAGGUUUUGGAGAAAUAACGUGUACUGUCUCUUUAAGAUCCCUUGGCUAGUUUGCUUCGUAUUGAUCAAUCCACCAUUUUCCAACACACAGCGGCGGCAGUGGUAACACAGCGACAGCUAACCCUACCUGGAGACGCCAGGACCCGGGGCAGUCAUGGCAGCGAACAUGUACCGGGUUGGAGAUUAUGUUUAUUUUGAAAACUCAUCCAGUAACCCAUUGCUGAUCCGGCGGAUAGAAGAGCUCAACAAGACGGCCAAUGGAAACGUGGAGGCUAAAGUGGUCUGUUUCUACCGACGCAGAGACAUCUCCUCAACGCUCAUCGCCCUCGCCGACAAACACGCACGAGAGAUGGAGGAGGAGAUGGAGAACCCAGAGUUGAACCCAGUUGACCUGCCAGAGAAACAGAAACACCAGCUGAGACACCGAGAGCUGUUCCUGUCCCGCCAGCUAGAGUCACUACCCGCUACACACAUCAGGGGGAAGUGUUGUGUCACUCUGCUGAACGAGACAGAGGCUCUGAAGUCCUAUCUGGACCGAGAGGAUGCGUUCUUCUACUCCCUGGUCUACGACCCCCAACAGAAGACUCUUCUGGCUGAUAAAGGGGAGAUCAGGGUGGGGAACAAGUACCAGGCAGACAUCACAGACUUCCUCAAAGAGGGUGAGGAGGAUGGCAGGGACCUGGCCAAGCUGGAGGAGAAGGUGUGGGACCCCAGCAGCCCCCUCACAGAGAAACAGAUCGACCAGUUCCUGGUUGUGGCUCGGUCAGUGGGUACCUUUGCGCGGGCUCUAGACUGCAGUAGUUCUGUCCGGCAGCCCAGUCUUCACAUGAGUGCUGCUGCUGCCUCUAGAGACAUCACCCUAUUCCAUGCCAUGGACACCUUGGAUAAGACGGGUUAUGACAUGACACGGGCCAUCGCUGCCCUGGUUCCCCAGGGAGGACCUAUUCUCUGCCGGGACGAGAUGGAGGAGUGGAGCGCCUCAGAGGCCAACCUGUUUGAAGAGGCCCUGGAGAAAUACGGAAAAGACUUCACAGACAUACAACAGGACUUUCUGCCCUGGAAGUCCCUGACCAGUAUCAUAGAGUAUUACUACAUGUGGAAGACCACAGACAGAUACGUACAGCAGAAACGGUUAAAAGCAGCGGAGGCAGAGAGCAAGUUGAAGCAAGUCUACAUCCCCAACUACAACAAACCCAACCCCAACCAGCUGAGUGCUAACAGUGUGAAGCCUGGCAUUGUGGGAGGCCUAGUGAAUGGCUCCGGGGCUGCAGCUGGAGCCACAGUCGGAGCUGGGGGUGUCCCGGGGGUGCUACCACUGCCCCCAGGACAGACCCCAGGACAGACCCCAGGACAGACCCCAGGACUGGGCCGCGCUUGUGAGAGCUGCUACACCAUCAGCUCAUACCAGUGGUACUCGUGGGGUCCCCCCAACAUGCAGUGUCGUCUAUGUGCCUCCUGCUGGACCUACUGGAAGAAGUAUGGAGGACUGAAGAUGCCAACAAGACUGGAAGGAGAGAGGCCUGGACCCAACCGCAACAACAUGUCUCCCCACGGUGUUCCCAUGCGUCACAGCGGGAGCCCCAAAUUUGCUGUAAAGACGAAACAGGCCUUCUACCUGAUGACCACUCGGGUGACACGCGCCGCCCGACGCUUCUGUCAGGACAUCAUCAGACCACGCUUCCUUGCCAGGCACCCCUACCUCCCCCUCAACACAGCCCAAAUCAAACAAGAAUGUGCACUGCGGUUGCCAGACGAACCCAAAAAGCCAUUGCCGCUGAAGCCUGUUGACAGGAAGCCUCUGGAGUCAGUGGUCCGAUAUCUUGAGGCCCACCCGUGCCCACCCAAACCUGACCUCCCGCGCGGCCAGACUGUAACCACAGGCAGCCUGACACCCAUCAAGUCGACGCCUAACAUCCUCAACAACGGAUCACCUACCAUCCUGGGCAAACGCACCUACGAGCAGCACAACGGCAUGGACGGAACAAAGCCCAAAGCUCCACAGUGGGACAUCAUGGCCAAGAGAACAGCUGAGCCAGGCAGGACCACUUCUGCCCCCAUGCAGCAGGACGAGGUACAUGAAUUAGACUGACUGACCACAGCAGGGACCUCACUACAACCUUCAUAUAAGGUAAAUGAAAUGGGAAGGCAUUUUUCCACAUCCAAAGAUGGAGUUGGGCGGAUUUGAGUGGAGCAGGGCUGGAGGCCGCAGCACCAUCAUUGAUUGGCCACCAUCUCACACAAUCAGCAUGAGCCUGAAAACUGUCAAAGACCAACCAACCAAUCGUCUUUUGGAAUGGAAGGAAUAGAACUAAGGCUGUGGCCUAUCAGAAGAUUGCCUGACUGUACAGGACUGUGUUUAUUACUUAACCUUUCUUGUUAUUACUGUCAUUACUGUAAUUAUUAUUAUUGUUAUUAUUUUGUUUAUUUUUGUUUACAUUUUUUACCAACUAUAACCCGAAGCUUAAGUUUAAUUGUUGAUAAUAAAAAAAAAAAGAUGAAACUUAGUUUCGUUGUUGCGUGGAAAACCCCUGUGGAAAAGGGUGAAAGAAGGACUGUCUGUAUUGUAAUAUAAGCAACUUGCAUCUUUUUUUAACAGGUUUAUUAAACAUAUGGCAAGGAGAUGAACAUUAAUUUCAAUGACAUAAGUAUACUUCCUUGGUUAUUUUUAUUAUUAUUUUUGAAAUCUUCAAGAGGUUUCUUAUUCUGUUUUGUGAGCAGGCCCGACCCUAUUUGACCAGAGAGGUUUAACUUAUUGAGAAAGACUGAAACAUGCUGUUUUUUCUACCUUUUUCACAAGUAAUGCAUCUAUGCUUCAAUGAUGUAAUUAAAAUGAUAAUAGAUUUU
Molecule: messenger RNA, 2974 nt
Organism: Salmo salar (Atlantic salmon)
Lineage: Eukaryota; Metazoa; Chordata; Actinopteri; Salmoniformes; Salmonidae
Product: metastasis-associated protein MTA1
Biological process (GO): negative regulation of transcription by RNA polymerase II; response to ionizing radiation; double-strand break repair
Cellular component (GO): NuRD complex; nucleoplasm
Molecular function (GO): transcription corepressor activity; chromatin binding; transcription coactivator activity
Source: RefSeq, a predicted model, not a curated record